CGGAUAUUAGAUGGUAGCAAGGCCACUGAUCUUCUCGAACCUUACUCCUACCUCCGCUGGCCACUUUGUAAAGUAUACAUCGCUAUUCACGAAUAGUCACGACAACGCCCUCUCAAAACCAUGAGUGGAUGGGAUAUCACUCGUGUCAAGGCGCAACUCCGCCUGACGGCACAGCGGCUGGGUCAACUACGGGACAGAAAGGAUGCACAAGGGCAAGUUGUCGGCAGGGACAUAUCCAUCUUACUACAGCAAGGAAACGCGACACUGGCGCGUGCCAAGGCUCAAAAGUUGAUUCAGGACGAAAUCUAUGGAGACUUACUGGAGUUGUUGGAGAUGCAAAUUGGAGUGCUGCUUGAGCGAUUGAAUGAACUGGAGAACGACAUACCUCCAAGUCCAGUUAUUGUCGAAGCCGCAUCAACUAUCAUAUUUGCUGCUCCACACACGGACUUCAAAGACCUUCACGCUGUCCGUGAUCUUUUGGCUCAUCGCCUUGGAUCCGAUUUCACUCAUUCUGCUAUCACCAAUCGGGACAAUUAUGUUUCCUCCCAUGUUGUUCGCGCCUUAUCAGCUCCAUCUGCAUCAGCUGCAGACCUUGACAGUUAUCUCAUGAACGUUGCGCGGUCUUACGGCGUAGCAUGGACACCUGAAUUGCGGCCAGACGAUGUGUUGAACGCAAUCUCGGAGAUUCUCGAUAGGUCUGAUGCGACGCCUCUUGUCGACAUGCCUCGUCUACGCAAGGUCUGCGCUCAUGGCAUUCCUGCAUCUCCCUCUUGGCUGCGGCCUAGGACGUGGAGGUACGCUACCGGUAUUGAAAGCAUCAUGGGAUGGAGAGGCCCGGAAACAUCGAGACAGCUACUAUGUAUAACCCUUUACCCUGUCUAUGAUCUCAUUCGUCGCUUACUUGAACCCUUCUCCAGUCUAGCUCCGCCCACGACCCCAUUGAUUCCACUAGACGCGUCCUUAACAAACGCCGUCAAGGACUUAUUUCGCGUUCCACCUAAUCUCCUCUCAGGACUGCAAGAGGAGCCAGAAGUCUCGGCGUUGUGUCCUCUGGAUGAUACCGCACCUGAUGACAUCAGGAUUAGCUGCGCUGCGAACCUGGACGUGCGCUUGCAAGCGAUAUAUUCUCGUGAUGCCGACGAUGGCUCUCAGGGUAUACCGGAAAUUCGCCUAGAGUCUGAUACAGAAGUGAUUCCUGAGAUUUCGCUCACUUCACCUGACUCUGCGUCACGGCCAAAGCUUGGUACAUCAACGAUGUUACUUCCUUCGACAGCUUUCAAUACUGGUGGCGUGCACCCAAAGCAUGCUUCUGCUUUAAUCCGGCUUCUCUAUGUUCAUUCAUGUCUCAACCCCGCCAAUCAUUCGCCCCACAUGGCUUCCCUCCUUAUACCGCUCUACUUGGUUCUCACGCAAGAAGUGGAACCGUUGGAUUUGGCACAUGCUGAAGCUGAUACAUUUUGGCUAUUUGAGGCAAUGGUUGGAGAAUUCGCUGAACUGGAGGACGAGGAAGGAGGAAAUCAGUGGAUGAAAAAGUUUGGUGAACGACUCGCAUGGGCAGACCCGGACCUCUCCAUGGAUUUGGGCGCCAAGGGGCUCGACCCAGGUCUACCACACUAUUCUUAUCGAUGGCUAGCUCCAAUCCUCACUCAUACACUCCCACUAUCGUCUGUUCUCUCGAUCUGGGAUGCGCUGUUCUCUCGUCCCAUGACCACCCGGGAUGCUUGUCCAAAACUAGAAUACCUUCUUGACAUCUGCACAAGCAUGCUUAUUCGUGCCAAAGGCCCGUUGCUUCGUUUGGGGAAGUCUGGACGUCGUUCUCCUGGUCUGUGGACUGACGAGACCUCUUUACCACCUCCCUCACCAGUAAGAGCCUGGGAGCUGAACGACGCAUUCGUGGAAGGAAUGGCACUUCUACAGAUAUACUCAAUCGAGGCGGCAGGAGGCGUGGAGAGUGUCCUCCAAACAGCGGCCGAGCUUGCUCAGAGGCGAGAGCAAUUUCUUCGAAUGCCUGCAGUUCUCAAUGCCAGCCUAGGGUCUCGUUUGAGGGAUACCGUUUGGAAAGGUUUCACAAACCAGCUUUCCUCUCCUAACUCCUCUCCGGACACGUCUGAUUCUGACGAGGAACAAGAAAUUGAUGAUGGUGAUCAAACAGAAACCCCUCCUGCGGCCAGUGCACCGACAUCGUCUGGACUCACAUCGCGUUGGGCUAACGUUGUUUGGAGAGGCAUUACUAAUCAGGAGCCUCCACCUUCUCCGAUCUCUCCUUUAACGCCAGCCCCCGUCUCGCCGUCUUUGCCGUCGCCACACAGCGCGAGGUCCAGGGAUACCCUUGCUCCCCCCUCACCCGGGUCUCUUUGGAAUUAUGCCGACAAGUUCAAGGACUCGGAUACAGCUGCUACCUUGGCAAAAGUCGGUACUAAUUGGAGAGUUAAGGCCAUGCAAGCAUGGAGUAGCCGCGGAAAUUCCACCCAAUCUCCUAGUGAUUCGUUAUCAUUGCAGGCCGUGAACAAGCCGCGGAGUGGAUCAGUCAGUGAUGGAAGUCAUCAGAAGGGUGAUGAUGACAACCGCAGGAGCUCCUUGCCUGGACCCGAUCGCAAAGAGUCGUAUUCCCCACCGACUCGCCCCGCUUUCUUCCGUCCACCACGAGAUAGCUGGCUUCCGCAACCUCGACGGAGUCCGGUGUCUUCCCCUACCAAACCAGAUACUCCAUCGUCGGCGGCAGACAGCGCUGCGGUCAUAGCGAAGGGGAUGCGGGACUCUCUCGCGUCGUUCGCUGGUAUUCACACCACGCCCUCCCCAAAGCCUGAAGUCAAGAAGGGACCACGUCCGCUUCUACUGAGCACGUCUUCGUUAAUCACAGGGGGUACGAGCACUCCGCCGACCGUUCGUCCUCCCUCCGUGGCUAUCAGAGGCCACCAACGAGAUUGGUCGGAGGUAUUGCGCAGCAAGCCACACCUCAGUCACAGAGGUUCACAGUCCUCUCUUUCGUCAAUGUCCGAUGUAGCCGGCCGAUCCCGCGGUAUCGAACCUCGUUCAGAUCGAGAGUCAGACGCUACCGAAAGUAGAGUGGUGCCUCUCCAUCGAGCAUCCGUCUCGCCAAUGGCCCCGGCCUUUCGAACACACCGGGGACGCCCAACCUCGCCCACUUCUUCAUCUGACCGCGGCACGCUGAGCCCUUCCGCUGGGAUUGAACGAAUGGCAAGUCGCAGCCUCUCAGCAGUGCGAGAUCGUCCGGACGAUUCUGCUCGCAGAGGUUGGAGUAGAAGGGACAUUCCGGAUUCUCCUCAUACCAUUCCAGCCUCCCCACCGCCGCCAACACCUCCGUCGUCUCGAUUCUCUAGUGGUAUUGAAGUCACUGGUGCAGAAUCUCAGCGCGGGUCGAUGGUCCUCACUGAGUCGAAUGUUCGAGCUUUAGAGCCACCAGUGCACAUCAAGAAGAUUGUCCGCAAGAAAACUCCACCACCCAGUCUACAGCUGGAGGACACUUCUGACUCUUCAUUCGCACAAACGCCAUCUAGAAGUCCGCGUGCUCGUUCAAAGCGUAAUCCUGCUCGCGUCGCAAACUUGCGAAUCCAGAAAUCAGAUUCCAAUAUAAUGCUACACAACUCUCCUGACCUUAAACCCCCUAGUCCAAACACAUUGGCCCCACCCGAGUGGCCCGAAGAUCAUGAUAGUGCCAUGACACCGCGAGCAACAAUGUUUGACAUGGCACACGACAGUCAUGAUGGUCACCAAUCGUCGUCAGCGUCUCCCCCGUCGCCUCGAUCUCCGAAACGGGUAAGGAAAAUCUCAACAGAAGGAAAUAGCGAAGGUUACGUGCGGACUAGAAAAGUUUCGUCAGAAGGGCGGGUCCGCAAGGUCUCGAACGACAUCCAUGAGGGUCGUACGAAGAAGAUCUCCGCGGAUGGUCACCCUACCAGGACGCGCAAGGUUUCUACAGAGUCAAGGGAACCGAGGCGGACUACAGAAAGUGCGGCGGAGGAAGGUGAUGAUGAGGGGUACGAUGACCUGCUCAGCGCAUACGAAAGUGAGGAUAACGCAAAACCUUUUUAAUCACACAUUUCUCCCGCCAUGAUGCAUCGGUGUACUCGUACAGCAUUUACUACUCGUUUGAUACCCAUGUGCAGGACGCCAAGCGUCAAGCUCACUCUACUUUUGUCGUGCUCACAUCUGCUAUACGCUCGCUUUCGAUCUUUGUUUAUAGAUUUUGAGUGUCCUCAUU
Heterobasidion irregulare TC 32-1 is the source of this 4222-nucleotide messenger RNA. RefSeq lists its product as uncharacterized. The coding region runs from base 121 to 4053 and encodes 1310 amino acids. The transcript is spliced from 13 exons. The record is from RefSeq and is a predicted model, not a curated record. NCBI's taxonomy places the organism in Eukaryota, Fungi, Basidiomycota, Agaricomycetes, Russulales, Bondarzewiaceae. Gene Ontology annotation, biological process: protein transport.